AGUGGAGUUCUUGACAUCCAUUAAUCUUAUCGUAUUUGAAUCAAUUUGAAUUUCAUAGUUUGUUUCUUUAUAAUAAUUUAAACUGCUACUGUAUUAGUUCUUUUGGACUUGUAUUAAGUAUGUCGAUGUACUAACGAGUGACUUAUGAUGUUUGGCAUUGUUAGUAAAUGUAAAUAUUUUAUCUGCUGGACUCGAAGAAUACUGAUAAAACCCAAAACUCCCCAACUCAAAACCCCGCAUUAGACGAAGUGGUUUCCGCAUUACGUAAAGACGUUUCUGAAUUACGACAAGAGCUUUCUGAAUUACGAAAAGAUAAUUUUGAAUUACGACAAGAGGUUUCUGCAUUACGAAAAGAUAAUUUUGAAUUACGAAAAGAUAAUCUUGAAUUACGACAAGAGGUUUCCGAAUUACGAAUUACGAAUCAGGUUGUGCAAUCUCCAGACACUCCCAAGACGGAUCAAGUUGGGGAUGAAAAACCCUCCUCACCUCAAUAACUACAUAUUCCCUAAUUCUUACCUGAUAUGGAGAAACUUUUAAAGACGAUUGACUCCCUAAAAAUGCCCUCCCUCACCAACUCUGAUGCCAACAUUCCUGUGACUAUCUCCUCCGCCGUGGUGGCUGCAAGCGAUGCUGUCAAGACAAAGAAAAAAGAACGAAUCAACCAUUGUCGUGCUGUGGCAGAUGCCGUUUGUAAUCCGAGUGUACAAAGCUUGACGGACUAUAGCAAGAUUCUAGAAAGUGUAACAGAAGUAUUAUUUCAACUUUGUAACGACCCUGAUUCUGAUAUUAGACUGGUAGCUUCAGAUUGUUUGAGUCGGAUUGCUCGGACAUUGAAGGACUCGUUUCAACCCAAGUUUCAUAUGGAGGUGUACAGGGAAAUUAGGAAAAAUCAGAGUCCGAGAUCGUUAAGAACUGCUUUGAACAUUUUCGCGUUUAACUGUCCCAUGAUUCGACCACAAAAAUGUCGCGCAUUCUUGUCCAGUCUUCUUCCUUGUUUUGCUAAGAUUUCCAAACGCACAGAAGAAUUACUUUAUGAAAAUAUUGCAACUUCGUUUACAGAAAUAUUCAAAUAUCUGGGACCAUUCGCUCAUGACAGCGAGAUUAAGAUAUUGUGCAAAGAUUUCAUCGCAAAUUUGGAAUCAAAUUCAGCAAUAAUUAGACGUGCAUCGGCCACAAUUUUAGUCGUAGUAUCUCAGUUUUCAAAAAAUCCUGCAGUCGCAUUGACACAGUUGCUUUCUAAGAUAACAGAUCUCUUAAUGCCAAGUUUAAUGGAAAAAAGUGUCUCCGUAAUUAUUGGAGUUCUUUUAUGCGUUAGGCAGUGCAUUCCAAGAAUCUAUGCUGAAAUUAAAAAUGGAAAUCUUCGUCAACCUUCUGCAGAGCAAGAUUCUGCUGUUGCAAAUCUUCUUCAAGUUUAUGAAAUGUGCAUGAUUCUAUGCAAUCAUGAUGACCAUAACGUGAUCACAACAAGUUUAGAGACGUUACAGCAACUAUUUACUUUGCCGGCGGAACCCAUGAUUAUCAAACUCCUCUCCCCCUCUGGGAUUAAAAAUAGUUUGGAUGAGAAAAGUUGGAACGUUCGACAAAUUCAAACUCCACCAAUAUCUAGCUCAGAAAACUUGGCGUUUUGUUCCGACGAGACGUCUAAUUUGCUCGAGUCGGAUCUAGACCUAGAUUUGCCCAAGUUUCGAAGUAUUGUUGCGUCGGAUGCUAGUAGAGAUGGGAAAGAAUUUGACCCUGAACAAUCAAUUUCAUCUUCCAGUCGUCGAGAUUCAGAUCUUUUUGUCAUUGAGGGGACAUUGAGUGAUGUUGGAAGUUCUGAUGGUCUUCAUCCGUCAGAUGAUGAACAUACCGAAAAUGUCCAAUUAGAACCAAACUUGGUGUUGCACACAUUUCCAGAAAUACAAAUUGGCUCCGUGUACGAGCAGAAUAUUCCUAUUUUUUAUUGUUCCAGAUUUCUGGCUUAUAAUUUUCUACUAUCAGGCCAAAAAGGUAUUAUCAGACCUGAUGGAGAAGUUAGAGUUAGUGUAAAAGUCCUUGCAACAAAUUGCAUCGUAAAUCUCGUCGCAAUUUGUCCAAAAAUCUUCAAAAUGACUUUGUCCCACGUUUUGGUGGACGCGUGUUCCGAUGGUGAAAAACAGCAAAAAAUUGAGGAUAUUGGCAUUUACGUUUCACAUAGCGAUCCUUUGCUUCGAGGAACCAUUUACGUUUUGAUUGGAACGUUUAUUCAGUCGACCUUGAUGAGCUGUUUGAACUCUCCUUUACCAGAGGAUGUCGACUUUCAAAGCCUUACUACCAUUCUUCGCGGUGGGUUAAGUGACUCUUCCAAUGUCAUUGUAAAAUGUGCUGUUUCUGGUGUAAGUGUUUGCUUACACACCUUAAUGGCAUCACCAUCCCUGGUCAACUUGGGGGAAAGCUUGCUGCAAAAUAUUCUACAAACCACCGCUUCCAACACUUACUGGCUCGUCAAGGUUGACCUAGUUGAACUCCUGUCCUCAGUGGAUUGGGGAAAUCUGGACAACGUGGACGCCCUUAGGAGGAAGGCUUUACUUUUGUUUCUUGAUUUUCUUUCCGAUGAAGACUCUCGAGUUAGAGCGAGUUCCACGACCGCAAUAAUAAAGUAUCUUAAAAAGUAUGGGACACAAAACAAGAAUAGCUGGGAACCAUAUCAGCUAUUUUGCAAGGAGUGCGUUGCAAACAAAGUCAACAUUCAUCGGUCGAGCACACUGAGCAAAACCAAGAAUGAUUGCUUACAAUGUGAAACUCCAAGCAGUCCAGAUGUAAUGGAGAUGUUGGAAUUUGUGUUGCACGAAUUGGGACAAAGGCUCAAGAAGGCGGAUAGCAAGUUUGCAGUGGCUGGUGUAUAUGCAGCAUUAUCUCAACUCAGCGAUACUUUUGAACCUCGACAUUUCAAAGCCACGUGGGGAUGUAUUCCAGCAUUGUCAAACGUUCAACUACUGCUCAGUAUUUGCAUGGACACGUUACGGACAUCUCCAGCCGUGUAUGACCUGACCGUCCAUCAGUCUAUACUCUGUUUGGCUGGAAACUUGUUUGUCGCAUCAGAAUUUUACAAGGUCGGUCAAGAAAAGGAGAAGACUGCUGCUCCAGAAGGGAUGCACCCGUUUCGUUGUCACAAUAAACAAUUAUCAAUUUACGGGGUGCAGUUGCUGCAGCAUUGCUUGGCUGUGAUGAAACUUUACCAAAAUGUGAUUGAAAGUAUAAACGCAACAUCUCCACUUCGUCGACAGUCUACCUCACCAGUGAUUUCUCCAGUUAAAAAGUUUUCACAAAAGUUGGAAGCUGAGAAAAAGGCUCAAGAGUCUGAAAGUGAAAAGAAAUCCAAAGGGUUGUCAUUCUCGGAAACCGUUUGUCCUAACCAUUUAAAAAAGUUGCAUGAUUCUAUCCUACAAUCGUAUAAAGUUUACAAGUCAAGUCUGGACCCAGUUGUUGCAUCCAAAUUUACAUCUGUAAUAAUAAUGGCUGCUGUAACGAUUCGUAAGCUAUUUUCUUGUAUUCGACCAGACUACCACGCAAUGUCGAAUUUGAUUGAAGAGAUUCUGAACGUUUCAUCCGUGCUGUUCUACCUUUGCCCAGCUCCAAUCAUGCAAAACAUUUGUGAAAUGUUAAAGUGUAUUUUUUCCCUGUAUAAUCCGGACCCGUUUAAAGUCGAAUCGGUGGAUAGAAUAAACACAAAAGGGGACGUUGAGGACUUUUUAAACUUUUCGAAAACUUACGAGAACACUCUAGUUGAAAGUCGAUCCAAAGAUAAACCGCCGGGUAAAUUGAUAUCUGAUAAGUCUUCCCUGGGGUCCUAUAUUCGCCAGUUCGAAUCUGCUGUUGUAACUGCGUUGAGGAUUUAUACAACGAGUAGCGAUCCAGAAGUUCAGUCUGAAGUUUUGAGUCUUCUUGUCCAAUUGAUUAAAGGUCACGUCAACUAUGGACUUGUCGAUUCGAGUCAAGUUUUUUUAGGAUUUGUAACGAAACAAAUUCCUCUUCUCGAAGAAGGGCAUUUGAGAAAUCCAAAGCUACUGGCCCAAGAAAUUUUCCAAUUCUUAACCAUCCUCACUCACGAGUACAACUCUUCUAAAAAGUUUAUUGACGUCUCCAAAAUUAUUAGUCUUUGUAACGGUCUAGUCUUUGGAACAGCAAAUACGGCAAGUCUGGCCUCACCUGCUGCAGAAGCCCUUCGAUUAAUUGUGCAUGAUUUAUUCAUAUUCCGUGGAACGACAAGUCACACAAACCAAGAAAAGAAAGAAUAUGAAUCUCAAAGGGAUGCAGUAUUUCUUAUGGUUAAACAGCUUGAUGGGCAUCCUGAAGCCCUGCCAAUUAUUUGGCUACUAUUGAAGGGAAGAAAGUUAACCAAUGAAUCAAAAUGGUUAGAGGAGUCUGGAAUGUUUGCAUCGGAUAUCAUGGAUCGACUGAAAGAAGGCCGAAUGACAAUAAAUUCAACGUCUCAAUUUAACAAUUUGGUAGCUCUGCUCUACUCUUUUAACGUGUCAUCCAUGCCAAGUGAAGAUGCCAUUUCGCUAAUGCUAAAGGAGGAGCUUUGCAAAACAAACGAAAACAUGUGUCAAUUCUUACGCUGGUGUGUUUCUGUAAAUUCUUGUUGGAUUUUAUUAACUAAACGAAUUGAAGAUCUAUCAAAUGGUCAAAUGUUGAAUGAAGCCAGCAGUUUGUUUCUUAUCUUCAUGGAUAAGAUAUUCUCUGACUUCACCUCCGUUUUUAAAGAUGCUAUCCCUGCCAAUUUCGCUAUUGACCAGAUUGGAUGUUUCUUUAAAAUCUCUGCCCAUUUUUUAAAGUCAGAGUCGUGUGAAAAUACACGCCAUGAUUUAAGGUCACAGGAUUGUGUUGCCAACUUUAUGACAAUUUCGAAAAUUUGCUCCAACCUAAGCAUCAUAGAUACGCGAUUACGAUUAUGGAUGGUGGACUUUUUAGCAGCUAUCCUUUAUCCUAAAAUAAGUGUUUGGGAAGUAUUACUGCGACCAUCGCGUAGCUUUUCUUCACAUGCACAAAGUCAGUGCGUCCUUAAAAUUAUCUGUGCUAUUAAUGACGGAGAUGUUCCCACCUUAGAAGAGUGGAUAAUCGUCAAUCAAUCAAAAAUUAUUCUCAAUUAUAUCGAUCAUCCUGAUGUCAUGUUAUUUAUCCGAAGAUUAAGUACUUAUAGGAUGGAACAAAUCUUGGACCAAAUAACAAUUUUAUUGGACGCUCCAGUUGACAAUAAUCUUGCCCGUAAUAUUCUCAGCUAUUUGGAACGUGUCGCAGACUCAUUUCUCUGCGAAACUGCGAUUUUAUCAGUGAAGCUCUUGAAGCAGACGGACAUUAGAUUCUUGUCACUAGAAAUGAGUCAAUUUUGUUGUCAUGCUCUAAGUCAUAUUCACACGCGGAAGUUAUUAUUCUCAAACAAGGAUCGAGAAUUUUUGCGUGACUAUUACUCAGAUCCUACUCUUAUUAAUAGGCACCCAAGACUAGUCACACUUGCUCGUAAAGUUUUGUGCGAAGAUGGCCCAAAGCCGGAAUUUCAAUCCGAUCAGGAAGGAGGUGAUCUUAUUUUACAAUGGUGCUCCAAGGACAUUAGUGACAGCGAAGGGAUUGCAUUAGUCAAAAUGUUAAGCAGUAUGAAAUAUGCACAAAUUACGGCCAUCCUCAACUCAGCAAAGCUGAAUACGUCCAUACUUUACUAUUGCUUUCGACAUUUACGGCAGUCCUAUCAACUGGGAGUAGUGACGGCGGAGGAUGUCUCAGAUUUAUUAAAAUCGCAAAAACGCCCCGGUUUUAUAGAAAAGUGGCCACUUCCAGUUGCAGCUGUUGAGCUAAUUUUAGAAACGCUGGACGCAUGGGAAAGCUUGGCGUCGAGAUCUGAACAGGAAAAUUAUGGCGAAUCUCUGUUGGAGAAUCAUUCCCUACAAACAAACAUAUGUCACAUGUGGGCAGCGCUUACAGAAAUGUUGUUAUUGAAAACAGCAGCAAUUAAACUUGGGGUCUCAGAGGAUAAAGAAUGCUGCAAUAACUUUAUUCCAACAGGAAUUUUUACCAUGUCCUUUCAAUACAUGUCAACCAAAUGUCAAAAAAGCACUAUCAUUCCAUUUGAAGACCUGCGUGUAUUUCUGAAAUUUGCUGCCGUUGCAGUUUGCGAUUCGAGCUUUUUAAGCUUUUUUGAUGUCCGUGAUAACCCUCCACACAUCUUUGCAUGCGUUUCUGCAGUUGGAAACAUAUUGAGGAAAUUAGUUCAAGAUUUACGAAUUAACUUUAGCUUUAGCAAUGCAGAAACAGAUGCAUAUAGCGGAAUGAAUGAUGAAUGCGUUGUGGUGCUGAAUGAGUUUCACUAUUUGAUGGAAUUUGUUCAAAGCGUGGAUGAAGGGAAAAUAUAUCUAGAACCUGAAAUUUUCGACGGUUUACGCAAUGUAGUGUCAGGACUGGGACGAUGUGAACUAGUUAACGGUUGGAUACUUGUUUCUCAUUUGGGGUGGAGACCUCAAGCCCUAUCAAAGACAAAUAUAUUCCCCCCAAUUCAACAGAUUCCAUUAGAAAUACUUCGCAACGAAGCGGAUAUGUUGCUCAAAUACAUUUCAAAGUUGAACUUAUUGGGAGUCGCUAGUAAAAUCCAGUUUGAAGAAAAUUGGGUCAUUUUCUUGUCUGUCAUCAAUUUAUACGUCGAUGAAACAUUUCAGCUCCAGAUCGUUACCACUGGUCUCAGGGCCCUUUCCAUGAUGCUCCAGCAAUCCAUUAAAAUUAAGUGGUCAUUCCCCUUUGUGUCGGAACAAAUGCGAACUUGUUCUCUAAAAAUCGACUUUACUAUGGAAGAAGUUGAACCUGAGUUAUGCCGAAAGAUAGGGAUUCGCCAUUUGACUUUGAACACUCAACGUCAGUUUGAGAAUGAUCAUGGCAUUGAUGUUAACUCUUGCAUUCGAUUCCUGACUGAUUUAUAUUCGCAAUGGUUACAGAACCCUCAAGGGAAAAUGCCACUACACUUAUUGAGUGAAGUAAUUCAAAGCAUAGUGAUCAUGGCCGAGUACUUUGAAGACGUAUCGCAGUAUUCUUGGAUGUAUGAAACGCUACUUGAAAUUCAUAAAAGUUUGGAUAAGGAGGAUGAGAUCCUCUGGCCGCAUUUGAUGUACGGCUUGUUCUACUCUGCAGCUAAAAUCACCCUGGAGGAUGAUGCAGUUGCAAAUCUUGUAACGACUUUAGAAUCAUCGCAAAUUCAUCCUAGCGCAAAUAUUUCAAAUGUGAGUGUGCAAUGUGCUUUAGUCUACCUACAAAGCCAUCCGGAUUGUUUACCCGUCGUCAAUGCUAUCUUGCCAUAUGUGUUGAAAAGAACACAGCUGGAUGAAAUGACGAGUGACUCUGAAACACAUUGCCUCAAAGUGUGGAAACUUUUAUUGUUUGUUUGGAUUCAUGGACCAUCUGAAGGGCUCUGUGCACCUGACAUUGAACAAGACACGCUUCGCAACAUUCUGACGGUCUUGAGCCCAUUGAACAAGGUUUUUGUUUCAGUUCGGUUGCUCGUUUUAAAGGCUUUACAAUUAAAAAUCGAGAAUGGAGCCAUGAAACCAGACGUUAAGAAAACUAUAACAAAAGUUACUCUAGAAACUUUACGAACUCCUAAUGUUUGCAUCUUCUUCCAAGCAGUGAAAUUGUAUCUCACCAUAUUUUAUGAUGAUUUCAAAGAUUAUAUCGACAAAUCAGAUCUAGACGCUGAAGUUCUCAUGCCAAUGGCUGAAAGGGCUGACGUAUUGUUCCAACACUUACGGUCAAAGACGAAAUGCCACAAUCAAAUCGUAUCAAAAGUCCUCCCACUCGUGAUAUCAGACUUUUUACCCCCUUCGGAAAUAUUAAAUAGAGUAAUUGCGGAAUUUCUUGCCCCGAGUCAAAAUUGUCCAGAGUUGGUGGCUCCAACUGUUGCCCAAGUUUUCGAAAAAGCGAAACGACGUCCAAAAGAAGCUGCUCUAGUUAGAGAAUGGAUUUUAGCAAGUCUUCCAAACUUUUUGUCAAAUGCCAACAUUUCCAGAGCUAUGUGGAGUCUAACUCUGUUUUUUAUUGGCGUCUCUUCCUCUCCCGAUGUAUUUUGUCUCCUACCCUUCGCACAGCUUCGACGUAACCCAAGCCAAGUACAGGAAUUAUUCGUCCAUGCGGCAAUCGACUUUUAUAUGAGUCUGGACGAAAAGAAGAAGGCAAUGUUUAGAAAAUUAGUGAAUGAAGGCCCAUCCCAUUCUGAUGAAAAGAAAGAAAAGAAACCAUACGGAUUCUUAUUCCGCGUUCUAGACAACUUAGAUCUGGAACAGGGUCAAUGGGCGGUUGACAGAGUUAGUGAUAAUAAUAUGUAACGUUCUUAUAAAACAUUCCGGUGGUGCCGUCACGAAGUAAAACUACGUUCUCGUCUUUUAACAUAAAAAUAUAUACUUUUAGUCUGAAAAUAAUACAAAGUAACAAAUAACAAACAAAAGACAAUUUUAGUAUGACAUGAAUUUGAGGACAUUGUUAAAAUCCUAGCUUAAGCGUGUAGUAUAAUAAGAUGUCAAUUUAUUUUUAUUCUGUAGUUAGCUAAAUGAGUACAAAAAUUGAAAUAUUCCUAAUAAAAUCCUAAUAUUCUUUA
Molecule: messenger RNA, 8587 nt
Organism: Folsomia candida
Lineage: Eukaryota; Metazoa; Arthropoda; Collembola; Entomobryomorpha; Isotomidae
Gene: htt
Product: huntingtin
Exons: 49
Coding region: 522-8318 (2598 amino acids)
Cellular component (GO): cytoplasm
Source: RefSeq, a predicted model, not a curated record